GAAGUCUUGGGUGCUCUACCCUCUUGCAAGAGGAUACCCCAGAGAAGGUUUGGAAACCCAUUCUUUGAGCUCUGAUACUGUUUGCUUGAGGAAAAUCAGCUUUGCCUGAGAAGGAUGAGCAUUACUUCAGGAAAGUCCACAGUUUUAUGUAUGAGCCAGAUGGAGGCUAACCUGUCUGGCUUUAACAUCGAUGCCCCCCGUUGGGACCAGUGCACUUUCCUGGGGCGGGUGAAGCACUUCUUCAAUAUCACAGACCCCCGCACUCUCCUGGUACCAGAGCAGGAGCUGGACUGGGCCAAGGUGAUGGUGGAGAAGUGCAGGAUGGGGGUUGUGCCCCCAGGCACCCAAGUGGAGCAGCUGCUCUAUGCCAAGAAGCUGUAUGACUCAGCCUUCCACCCUGACACUGGGGAGAAGAUGAACGUCAUUGGGCGGAUGUCCUUCCAGGUCCCUGGUGGCAUGAUCAUCACAGGCUUCAUGCUCCAAUUUUACAGGACAAUGCCGGCGGUGAUCUUCUGGCAGUGGGUGAACCAGUCCUUCAAUGCUUUAGUCAACUACACCAACAGGAAUGCAGCUUCCCCUACCUCAGUCAGGCAGAUGGCCGUUUCCUACAUCACAGCCACAACCACUGCUGUGGCCACUGCUGUGGGCAUGAACAUGUUGACAAAGAAAGCUCCACCCCUGGUGGGCCGCUGGGUACCCUUUGCUGCAGUGGCUGCUGCUAAUUGUGUCAACAUCCCGAUGAUGAGACAGCAGGAACUCAUCCAGGGCAUCUGCGUGAAGGACAGAAAUCACAACGAGAUCGGUCAUUCUCGGAGAGCUGCGGUCCUAGGCAUCACCCAAGUGGUUAUUUCUCGGAUCACCAUGGCAGCCCCUGGCAUGAUCUUGCUGCCAAUCAUCAUGGAAAGGCUGGAGAAACUACAUUUCAUGAAGAAAGCCAAGGUCCUGCAUGCCCCAUUGCAAGUGCUGCUGUCUGGGUGCUUCCUCAUCUUCAUGGUGCCUGUGGCAUGUGGGCUCUUCCCACAGAAAUGGUAUUGGCUCUUCUCGCUUUGUUUUACUGCACGUCCUGUCCCUGCUCUCGGUGACCUGGUUGCUGUCCUGAAGAGACAGGGAGGGAUGGGGGGACAGACAGCAUUUGUCCAAGGACAAGUGCCUAUCAGCGUAAACUCUGGGCCUCUUAACCCCUGCGAAUUGCCAGCUUCCUGUCUGGAACCAGAGCUCCAAGACACCAUCAAGGCCAAUUAUGGAGAAUCUGUGCCUUAUAUCUACUUCAAUAAGGGUCUCUAAAUGCCCCCCACCCCCAGGCCUCCAACAAGGACCAGUCUAUACCCACACUCACCAGCUCCUCCCAGCUCUGCGCAUAACUGUGCCCUCAUUCCUCUUUGCCAGAAGGGCCUGAAUGCCAGGGUGGGUUUGGGGCAGGAAGUGCCUCUGGCUUCCACCCAGGUACCUAGUUUACUGGACUCCAGGGGAUAAAAGCUGACAGUGGGAGCAGCGACCAAGUCUUCUGUCUGCUUCCCCCCUUAGCCCCAUCCCCUGGAGACCAGGAGCUGAGACCCCCUCAGGGAGAAGUUGCAGGGACCUGCGGGGACACUCAAGCAAACUGGAAAAAUUAGGAAACCUAUGGGAUUCUGGUUUCAGCCAGGAUUGGGGAAGACCUCCUGGGACCAAGAGAAGUUCUACCCCCUUUCCUCCUCCCUCCCAUUCCUCUCCCAAGCUGUGGGGCCUUUUACUCAGGCAGCUCUAGCUAACACAGGAAGCGGGAGGGAAGAAUUCUGUCACUCUGGGCUCUGCUCUUCCCCAUUCUCCUCCCCAAAGCUCUCUCAUCAGAAAGUAUGUUUGGGAGUGCUGUUAAACUUUUUAUCAGGAGCCCAGGAGCUCUUCAUACUAAAAAGGACCUUAUGUGGGGCAGCAAAGUUUCAUGGUGCUUCAAACCCUGUCUGUUGACAGUGACUUGUUUUCCUGCCCUCUGAUCGGGUCUGAUUUUAUCUUCCUGUAUUUAAAAGGUAAAUCCACUAACUAUGAGUAAAAAGGAUGCAUGUAGGCAUUAACUACACAUUUCAGUGGGUGUAAUUUCCUGAGUGCCUCCCUGCCUCAUACUGGGUUAAACACCAAGGGAAGAGCAGUGUGUACAGAGUAGGACAGGGACGUUUUAUUUGGACACCUCUGAGUGGAAAUCAAGCGGGACCAAAGAGCCUUAAAGGACACACAGCAGAGCACAGCCGCUGCCCUUCCAGCUUGGCUGUUCUAGGUGAUUUCUCAAGCUUCGGGGGUGGGGUGAGGGACUGUUGUGGCUACCUGGGGCCAAUGUCUAUGAGUUUUGCCCAGUAGACUUGACUGACUUUUCAAAGAAUAUCACUGUGAAUUAAAUAAAUUUCUUGAAAGAGCACAAUGAAA
Manis pentadactyla (Chinese pangolin) is the source of this 2394-nucleotide messenger RNA. RefSeq names its product sideroflexin 2 (gene SFXN2). The record is from RefSeq and is a predicted model, not a curated record. Gene Ontology annotation, biological process: serine import into mitochondrion; monoatomic ion transport. The transcript is spliced from 12 exons. NCBI's taxonomy places the organism in Eukaryota, Metazoa, Chordata, Mammalia, Pholidota, Manidae. Gene Ontology annotation, cellular component: mitochondrial inner membrane. Bases 115 to 1284 code for a protein of 389 amino acids. Gene Ontology annotation, molecular function: monoatomic ion transmembrane transporter activity.